UUUCAGUGAAACCACAACGACCCCAACGGACGCAAUGAGGAAGGUUGCCGCCGCGGCCAUCGCCGUCGCCGUGAUCGCAACGCUGAUUCUAUGGAGGCUUUCGACAACAGGAGAGUUGAAACACGUGAUACAUUGGGCUCAGAACCAUCAAGUUGUCGGUGGCAUCGCUUACAUCGCCGUGUUUGCGAUAUCUGUGGUGGCUUGCUUACCUGCAAGUGUGUUUGAGCUCGCGGCGGGCUACAUGUUUGGGUUUGGGUGGGGAUGGGUUGUCGCCGUGUCAGGGAAGACACUUGGUUCUGUUGUGUCCUUUGCACUAGGGCGGUACUACCUCCAAGGGUGGGUGCACAAGAUGAUGCGUCGAGGCCCGCCAAUCUUCCGUGCCCUUGCUCAGCUGAUGACACGCAGCGAACUCAAGUGGAAGGUUGUGAUUUUGACGAGAAUUGCAUGGAUGCCGAUCGCCAUCAAGAACUACGGACUCAGUGUGAUUCCCGUGUCGUUCUCGCUGUUUUUCUGGCCCAUGCUCAUCGUUGGGGCAGCGUUCUCGGCCAUUUCUGUGUACCUUGGGCAUACAGCCACCCACGUCACAUCUAUCUUGACUGGUGGCGGCGAAGAAGAAGGCGGUGGGGGAGAGCCCAAGUCGCCUCUCCACGUGACCGUUAUGGUGGUUGGCGCCAGCAGUGCCUUUGCUUUGAUCGGGAUACUCGGCUACCAUACGCGGCAACAUCUUGAAGAGCUGACGAAGAAUGAAAAGACGGAUAGAGGGGAUGUAGAGGACUCUGAGGACCAAUCGCUCACGGCAUCUUCGUCGAUUCCAAAACGGACGACCGACGCCGUGGAACUCGCGCCAAAUGCAGUCGUUUGACUCGUAUUUAUUUGGUCACUUGCGUCAUCGUGUCUGCGAAAUUUGUUGAGCGCCGUGCGGCAUGUUUGCGCUUUCGAGACAGUCGAACUCUUCGAAAUUCAAGCAACUUUCGG
Messenger RNA from Aphanomyces invadans, 975 nucleotides. RefSeq lists its product as hypothetical. The transcript is spliced from 7 exons. Lineage: Eukaryota; Oomycota; Saprolegniomycetes; Saprolegniales; Verrucalvaceae. The coding region runs from base 35 to 862 and encodes 275 amino acids. The record is from RefSeq and is a predicted model, not a curated record. Gene Ontology annotation, cellular component: membrane.